This is a messenger RNA of Anthonomus grandis grandis, 1337 nucleotides long. Its product is annotated as paired box pox-neuro protein. NCBI's taxonomy places the organism in Eukaryota, Metazoa, Arthropoda, Insecta, Coleoptera, Curculionidae. The transcript is spliced from 5 exons. Bases 154 to 1062 code for a protein of 302 amino acids. Gene Ontology annotation, molecular function: DNA-binding transcription factor activity, RNA polymerase II-specific; RNA polymerase II cis-regulatory region sequence-specific DNA binding. Gene Ontology annotation, biological process: regulation of transcription by RNA polymerase II; anatomical structure development. The record is from RefSeq and is a predicted model, not a curated record.
UUUUUUACUCUCUUUCGAAGUUCAAGGUGUUUUAAAAAAAAAAAGUUGGGAUAUCUGUCUAUAAAUUUGGUCGUGGAAUCAUUAAUUUUUUUUGCUGUAGAAGUUCUAUGAUGAGAUAGUGAUUUUUUUGAAAACAAAGGUUUUUUGCCAGACAUGCCUCACACUGGUCAAGCUGGUGUUAAUCAACUGGGAGGAGUGUUCGUAAACGGCCGUCCGUUACCCGAUUGCGUGAGGAGGAGGAUAGUGGAGCUGGCCUUACUCGGAGUAAGACCCUGCGACAUUUCCAGACAACUGCUCGUAUCCCACGGGUGCGUUUCCAAAAUUUUAACGAGAUUUUACGAAACCGGCAGCAUAAGACCCGGCAGUAUUGGCGGAUCGAAAACCAAGCAAGUGGCGACGCCGACAGUAGUGAAAAAAAUCCUGCGAUUCAAGCAGGAAAAUCCGGGAAUGUUCGCGUGGGAAAUCCGGGAACAGUUGAUCUCGCAGCGGGUGUGCGAGCCGCACAAUAUCCCGUCAGUCAGUUCGGUAAACAGGAUUUUGAGGAACAGCGGAGUUUGGACGGAUCAGGAGUUGAUGUCGGGACAUGGCCCUAGGAGCUCACAUGGAUCAGAUCCGACCAUCCGUGCCACGGACUUCUACCCCAAACAUCCCUCCACCACCCUCUCGUACUUCUCGCCGAGCAGCGAACCCUCAUCCUACCCACCGACCACCCGUUUACCCUCCUUACACCACCAACUGCACGUGGUCACCAGCAGUCCUGCAGCAGAUGUUCCACCAACCCCCACCGCCUGGGGAGGUUUCGGCAACCUGGUUAUCCCUUACCAACCUGUGGGAGAAUGUUCGCCUAGUUCCAGUGAGGAAGGCAAGGCGGCAACCAAAGAGGAACCAAAGAAAAACCCGUAUUCGAUAGAGGAAAUUUUAAAGAAACCCAGUAAACAAUUGAAGUCGAUCAGUCCUGUGAGUUGCGCGAGUUUUUGUCAGCCUCUCGGAGCUUUGGUGAGGACGGACGAGUGUGAGGAGGAGUGCGGAAAGGAGGAGAAGAUUGAUGUCGAAGUAGAAUGAGUUAAUUAAUAAUAAUAAUUGGAAGAUGUGGUUUAUAGAUUAAUUAAGGGUUUUGAUACGAUAAUGGCGUUUAUAUUUAUAAGAUUUAGUAGAAGUUUUGUUUUUAAACUUUUAUAAUAUAUGCUUAUUGGUACGGUAAGACUAGUACUGUAUGGUAAAAUAAUAGGCUUUUUACUGAAUUUUAUUGUCUAUGGUCUGAUUAUUUUUUAAACAUGUAAUAUUUACUAAAUCGUCCGGUGAUAGAAACUGUGUCAUAUUUAGACCAAAAUGGGCAC